This is a messenger RNA of Dovyalis caffra, 1602 nucleotides long. NCBI's taxonomy places the organism in Eukaryota, Viridiplantae, Streptophyta, Magnoliopsida, Malpighiales, Salicaceae. The record is from the annotation of a GenBank genome assembly.
AUGAGCAGUGAUCACACCCCUAAUCCCAUCUCUGAUGACCCCAAGACACCACUUCUUCCACUCCAUGAUCCAAUUCAAAGAUCACCAAGCUCUCAAUAUUCAUCUCUAACUUCCCUUCUCACACCAAACAAUUUCUACAUCUUGCUAGGACCCCUUUUGUGCACCAUUAUAUGCCUUUGGGUCAAGCUAGAUGCGCCAGUAACUAGCAUAUACAUGUUGGCUAUUCUUGCUUGGAUGUUUUCUUGGUGGCUCACCGAGGCUGUGCCUAUGCCCAUCACCUCCAUGACACCUCUCUUUUUGUUUCCUCUCUUUGGAAUUGCUUCUGCUGAUGAUGUUGCAAAAUCUUUCAUGGAUGACGUGAUUGCUCUUGUUCUUGGCAGCUUCAUUCUUGCUCUUGCCGUUGAGCAUUAUAACAUUCAUAGAAGAUUGGCAUUAAAUAUCACUAUGCUGUUCUGUGGAGAUCCAUUGAAUCCACCACUGCUCCUCCUUGGGAUAUGUGCCACCACGGCAUUUGUCAGCAUGUGGAUGCACAACGUGGCAGCGGCCGUGAUGAUGAUGCCAGUAGCCACUGGUAUCUUACAACGUUUGCCAAUGGGUCCCACUCAGUCCAACGUUGUGGGCAAGUUCUGUAGAGCAGUGGUUCUUGGGGUUAUAUACUCUGCAGCUAUAGGAGGGAUGAGUACUUUGACCGGUACAGGUGUUAACCUGAUAUUGGUGGGGAUGUGGAAGAGCUAUUUUCCUGAGGCAGAUCCCAUCAGCUUUAACACUUGGUUCUUCUUUGGGUUUCCUUUAGCUUUGGUGAUUUUCUUUGCUUUGUGGGCCAUUCUUUGUUUGCUGUAUUGCUCGAAGGGCUCAGGACAGAUCCUUUCUGCUUAUUUGGACAAAGCCCACCUUAAAGGAGAGCUUCAAAUGUUAGGUCCAAUGGCUUUUGCUGAAAAAAUGGUUUUAGCUGUUUUUGGGAUGCUAAUAGUCCUAUGGAUGACAAGAAGUAUAACUGAUGACAUUCCUGGUUGGGGAACUCUCUUCAAUGGCCGUGCCGGCGACGGAACCGUCAGUGUUAUGAUGGCAACCUUGUUGUUCAUAAUUCCGAACAAGAAGCAGAGAGGGGAGAAAUUGAUGGACUGGAACAAAUGCAAGAAACUACCGUGGAACAUUGUGUUGCUACUUGGAGCUGGUUUUGCCAUUGCUGAUGGGGUCAAGUCCAGUGGCCUAGCCGAAGUUCUAUCGAAGGCAUUGGACUUCUUGGAAGAGGCACCAUAUUUGGCCAUUGCACCUAUGGUGUGUCUAAUCAGUGCCACCAUCACUGAAUUCACUUCGAACAAUUCCACAACCACCCUUGUGGUUCCUCUACUGAUCGAAAUCGCAAAAACCAUGCAUGUUCAUCCUCUUCUCCUUAUGGUUCCUGGGGCAAUCGGAGCACAAUUUGCUUUCCUUCUUCCAACCGGAACGCCUUCGAAUAUCGUUGGGUUCACUACUGGGCAGAUUGAGAUCAAAGAUAUGCUCAAGACAGGAGUGCCACUUAAGAUUGCUGGCAUUGCAGCACUGUCUUUUCUCAUGCCUACACUAGGAGCUUAUGUUUUUGGGACAAAUAGAGAAGUUUAA